UUUUGUUUUCUUUUUUUCCCGAUCUAAACCCUAGGUCUCGCGAAAUCGAGGAAACCCUAGCUUCGUUUGUAUUCUUCGGUUGCAAAAUUAGCGAGGGAAAGAUCCACGAAUUGAAGGGGUUUUGCUCGAGAACGAUCCUGUCGUAGGAGGCGAUUGAUUCCCCAUGGUUAUUGGGGUCUAUCUAUAGGCGAUCUGGUUUCGAGGGGCUAAUCCGAUCCAGGUUCGAUCUGUGUUCAUAUUUGUGCCAUGCGAUUGAUAUGAUGUUCGUAGAUCUGAAAUUAGGGUUUCGGUCAUUGCCCGAUGUAUGAUGGAUGAACGAUCUUUCGGGUUUUGGUUUUCCUCUUUUAGUUCGAGGAUUUGUAGAUGGAAGUUAGCAUUGAGAAGCCUAGUGCAUCUAAUAUCACUAGAAAAUCGAGAUCUCUGGAUCUCAAGAGCAUCUAUGUUAAGCAAUCUAGGGUUUCUGCAAGAAAAUCUUGGUCUCAGAAGGGCGUUGUUGGUGUGAGUCAGGAAUCCAAGUUAUUGAAGCGGAAACGCAAUUCGGGGCUUGAGAACAGAUUGUCCUUUAGGCGCAAAAGGACUAGAAAGGAUGCCUCUUUGAGUGCUUUCGAAUUCGGUUUUAGGAGGCUACGCAGCAGUUCAAAUGUCUCGACGCUGAAGCCAUGUGCCCCUGUUUCUUCUGCUGAAAAGAAGGAGAAUUCAAACGGUCUAACACGUUCUGCAUUCAAUUCGAGUAAUUUAGAUUGUCACGCUUCUAAUUUAGGCAGCGAUCCUUUACCCUUAUCGGAAAAGAAAAAUUUGACGGGUUCGUGUGACAAUACUGCAAUCCCCAAGCAGCCUCGAGACUUAUUGCUGCAAAAGAAAAGUGAAAAAUCUAAAAGGCGGAAGAGGUUGGCAGCUGACUUGCAUGGUAAGAGCAGCAAUGAAGCUCAAGCUCAAUAUAAUGAAGCAUCUAAUAAAAAUAAGCGGAAGAAGAAAUCUAAUGAAUUUCAGGUGAACAGUGUUAGUGGUGAUGAUCAAUUUAAUAAUCGAAACGGCAGUUCUUCUCGCGUUGCCAAUAAAAAGGUAAUUUCUAGAAAGAACCUACCUUUACCUAAUAAUGCUGGGACGUCUAAUGGAGAUCUUCAAGAGGACGAGGAGGAGAAUGUUGAACAGGAUGCAGCUAGAAUGCUUUGUUCUCUGGUUGAUCCAAAAGGUGCUGAAUGUAAAGAGGAUAAAGUGACAUCUCCGUCAAAACCAGUAAAUGGGUGUAAAGAGAGCAAAGGUUUACAUGCAGAAGUCGCCAAGGUGGAUAGUGUGGGCAGGGUGUUGCGCCCACGAAAGUUCUAUGGAAAGAGCUUUGUUAGAAAGCGGCGGCAUUUUUACGAGGUUUGCCUGAGAGAUUUGGAUCCCUUUUGCAUUGUGAAGCAUAGAAUUAGGGUUUUUUGGCCUCUAGAUGAAAGUUGGUACUUUGGCUUGGUUAAGGAGUACGACCCUGCAAGUCGGAUGCACUUUGUUAGAUAUGAUGAUCACGACGAAGAAUGGGUUGAUCUCCAAAAGGAGAGGUUUAAACUUUUGGCUUUUCCCAGUGAAAUUGGUAGCAAAUUAAAUGUUGAUACUUCAAGGUUAAAGGGAAAGCAGAAGUAUAGAGCAGAGGAGGCUAUGGAUGAUGAUAGUGCUGGGAGCUCUACAGAAUCAGAGCCCAUCAUCUCAUGGUUAGCUCAGCGAUCAAAAUCAUCUUCAGUUAGUAACGUUAAGAAACAAAAUCAUCUGUCUUUGGUUAGGGUUUUAAACCAAUCCAAUAUAGAACCAAAUAACUUAUUUUCUAGUUGUCGUGUGCCACAGAGCCUGGAUAGUUUUGGGGAUAGAAAGUUUCCUGUUGUUUAUUUCAGGAGACGAUUUCGCAACAGAAAAGAGGGUUCGUUAAAUGUUCCAGAGGAGCAUUCUUUUCGAAAGUCAAUAUGUCCUGUUGGGUUUUUUGCGUCUGCUCUGGAAGAAUUGACUGAAAUCACGACUUUAAUGGAACGGAGACAAAUAACAUUGAUGUUGAGCUCACCAUUGCAAUCUAUUAAUAAAGUUGUGUAUAAAGCUGAUAAUUUUUGGCUUUGCCGUGCCGUGUUUCUCCUUCAGCGUGGUAAACUGAUGAGUGGGUUCCCAUUGGUUUGUUUGGAAUUGAUUUUCGUUGACAAUGAUCUGGGUUUAAGAUAUCUUUCUCUUGAGCUAAGUUUAAGAAUGGCAGUAUCUCUUGUAUUUGUGCUUAUGAGAGCAUUUCACAAGCAUGAUGAACAGCACAGCUUCAAAGAGUUGGAAAUGCCAUUCACUUCAAUCAGGUUUAAGAUUUCUGGAAUGGAUGACAGAGUUGGUCAGGUUAGUUUUGUAUUGUUCAGCUUCUUUAGUAUGAAGGGUUUAAAUUGGAGAUAUGUGGAAGAGAAACUUGUGCACAACAGCAUGGAAAUGAAGGAGCUAGCUAAAGCUGACUGCACCUAUAUUAACAUCAAGAACCUCAGGAAUGAAAGAAAUCGGAAAAUUUUUACUUUUGCAGAUGCAAUUUUAGCUGAGUGCCUCUCUAAAGGGUAUAGCAAGGACCUUACACAUCACUUUCUUCGUGAAAAAUUACUUCAUACGAAUGCUAACCCUGCCAUUUAUUUCCUCAAUGAGAAGUAUGUAAGGCCUCCUCUAUGUCACUCUCCAUUCCAUGAUACGCCUUCCUUUUUACUUGGUUUGCAUCUCACGUCGCUGAUUGAAGAGUGUCCAAAUAAGAAUGACAAGCUAAGUUCUGAUAUGUCUUCUUCUGUUGAAGAUCCUCUCGACCAAGUUUCCUCAAUAACACUUGAGGCAGCUAACUACUCAUCAGUUGCAACUUCUGUCAAUUCUAAAACUAUAUUGUUUAGUGAGACUAAAUCACCUCGAGAUGCAUUCUCUACAAGCAAUGAUGAGCAUUGGAGGAAGUCCUCUACUGAACCCCUUGGCAAGGAGAUUAAUGUGAUUGAUAACUCUGUAAGCAACAUAAGCCUUUCCUCUCCUGACAAAUCCGAAUGUGGAGAUGACUUGCCUAUGAGUAAUCUCAAACUUCAAGAUCAAAUGCUUGAUCGACAAGACGAAAACUCAUUUAGCAAGUCCAAUUUGGUUUCAGAAAUGAAUGGAUUCACUAUUCCUAAUGCUAAGUUAACUGCUCCAAGAAGUAUAUGGCAUCGCAGCCGUCGCACUUCAAUUUCACGUACAUUUGGAGAUCGUUCAAAAUUGUGGGCAAGAGAUUUCAUGCGAGAUUUCUCGGUUUGUAAUUCCAAAAAACCCCGAACUGAGGUGUCAUACUCAUUUUCAAAAUCCCAAACCAAUCGCCAUAAAUCACGGCCAUAUAAGAUUGUCAGAACAAACAACUCAAAGGGGUUUUCUGGUUAUUCUGGAAGCCCUAAGAGCCACUUAGAUUCAUCUGUUUGUGAAGCUAAUGUCCUUGUCAUAACCAAGGAGAAAGGAUGGAGGGAAUGUGGGGCCCAGGUCAUACUUGACUUAAAUGAUCGGGACUGGAAAAUAGUUGUGAAAAUUUCAGGGGUUGUAAAGUAUAUUUACAAGGCGGAACAGUUCUUGCAGCCGGGGACCACCAACCGAUUCACUCGUGCUAUGAUGUGGAGAGGGGGAAAAGAUUGGUCCCUAGAAUUCGCUGAGAGAAGCCAGUGGGCUCUUUUCAAACAAAUGCAUGAAGAGUGCUAUAACAGAAAUGUUAGGGCUGCCUCUGUUAAAAAUAUUCCUACACCAGGUGUUUGCUUGAUUGCCGAGCAUGAUAGUGAAAAUGUUGAAUCUCCUUUUUCACGAAAUUCUUUGAAAUAUAUUAGACAUGCGGAGACAGGGGUUGACAUGGCACUAAAUCCAUCUCGUGUGAUAUAUGACAUGGAUAGUGAUGAUGAGGAGUGGGUAUUGAAUUUUGGACUUUGUUCGGGAGCUGAGCAAAAUAAUAUUUUUGAACUUAGUGAAGAUAUGUUUGAGAGGGUAAUUGACAAACUCGAGAAACUUGCAUAUACUCAUUGUUGUGAUGAGUUCACUUGUAACCAAUUGGAGGAACUCAUGACUGAUUUUGGACCACUGGAUGUCAUAAGAGAAAUCCACGAUUAUUGGCGGAGUAAGAGGCAAAAGAAAGGAAUGCCUUUAAUUCGGCAAUUUCAGCCCCCACUAUGGAAGCAUUAUGAACAGCAGCUAAAAGAGUGGGAAUCAGCUAAGAGCAAAUCGCACAGCUCGCCAGAUAGCUGCAAUGAUCAGAGCCAUUCGAUCAAGAAACCUCCCAUGUUCGCCUUUUGUUUGAGGCCUCGUGGCUUAGAAGUACCCAACAGAGCUUUAAAGCAGCAUUCCCAUAAGAAGCUUCUGUUCUCAGGUCACUACAAUGCUCUUGCAAGAGAGCAGGAUGGUUUAAAUCGAUUGGGUUGGAAAUUUGAAGAUCAUUCGGUGGUAGAUAAGGCUGUCCAAAGUUACGAAUCGUCAGAGUCAUUUAGUUCUGGUGAUGUUUCAGAGAGAUGCGUAACUCCGAAAUUUUUGCGAAGUAACUCGAAAAAGGCGGGAAUGUCCUCUCCCUGUUAUAGCAAUCAAAAGCCAAAAAGAAAUGGAGCAUAUGAACAGCCUAACUUGAAGCAAUCGCACUGUGAUGCUUUUCUGGGCCACAAAUCCGAUGUUGUUGAGCUUUGGUUGAGGGAUGCGUCGAGCGUGGCCCAGCAUACGGUAACUAUGGCGAAGCUUAAGAGAGAGAAAGCUCAGUGGCUUAUGCACAAGGCUGACCUGGCAAUCCAUAGGGCCACGGUCGCACUGAUUACUGCAGAGGCAAUUCGAUCAUCAGAACAAGAUUCAUCUGAAAGAGAUUUAACUGGUGAUGGUUAAGUAGGAACAGUCAGCCGCUUGUUCGGUAUGCUGUUCGUUUUUUUCUCUCCGUAUCUACCUAUACCUGCACAUAAGGUUGUCUUCCAGGAGGAUGUGUUUCGUCAUUAGUGAUGGAUUCCAAGUGAGCUAUUGACUAUGGAGUUGCGCACAGCCGGAGAUGCCAUUUUUGUUUGUUUUGCCCCAUUUGUUUUUUUUUUUUUUCGGCUUUUAUGCCCUAGCUUGUCUCCAUGAUAUAUGGAGUCUGCUGCUCCGCAGGAUGUAGUCUAGUGUUUUUUUUUCAUAAUUUUUCUUUUUUCAGAUCUUGUACAGGAAAAAAAUUCUAUACUUUUGCCACUAUCUUGUUUAUUUUCUCAAUGAUAGUUUUUUUUUCACCU
This is a messenger RNA of Ananas comosus (pineapple), 5210 nucleotides long. RefSeq lists its product as uncharacterized. The coding region runs from base 364 to 4836 and encodes 1490 amino acids. The transcript is spliced from 5 exons. NCBI's taxonomy places the organism in Eukaryota, Viridiplantae, Streptophyta, Magnoliopsida, Poales, Bromeliaceae. The record is from RefSeq and is a predicted model, not a curated record. Gene Ontology annotation, biological process: regulation of transcription by RNA polymerase II. Gene Ontology annotation, cellular component: piccolo histone acetyltransferase complex.